GUUAUUUUCCAACCAAUUAAAUUAAAAUCAAGUACAAUGGGAAAGAGAUUUCUCCUCUACAUACCUAAUCGCCAAUUUCGGGUACGAGAAACUGGAAAACGAACAAUUUCCCAAAAGCAAAAUUUAAGUCCGAACUUUUUGUUCAAGGGCUUUGAUGUCAAUAGCACUGUUUCUGCGUUCGACUGUAACUACAACUCAAAGACUGUGCCACAAAAGGAAUUAUCGUUCUUCAUACGUAAAUUCUUCUCUACCGAGUCACAAAAUUUAAACAACCAUCAUUGUCAGGCGCUUCUGUUAACCGACCCAAAUCGCUUAAAGUCGAGAAUUCGGGAGCUAGAUCAACCAAGAUAUUUAUCGAGGAUGUCUAUAUCAGGCGAGGAACCUUUAACUAUUUUACAUUACAAUGACGUCUAUAAUAUCGAGCCGAACUCUGGAAAGGAACCAGUAGGUGGUGCUGCACGCUUUUGCACUGCAAUUAAAUCUUUUGCUCACUUGGAGCCUUUGGUUUUGUUUAGUGGUGAUAUAUUUUCGCCAAGCAUGUUAAGCACCUUCACCCAGGGCGAGCAGAUGAUACCGGUACUAAAAAGGACGGGCACUCAUUGUGCUGUCUUUGGAAACCAUGAUUUUGAUCACGGUUUAGAUGUUCUGGUAAAUUUGAUAAAAAAUACAACUUUUCCUUGGCUUAUGUCCAACGUGGUUGAUAAUGAAACAGGAAAACCUCUCGGAGGGGGAAAGAUGUCUCAUUCCAUGCUCCACAAUCAAACGUCGAUUGGCUUGAUAGGCCUUGUAGAAAGAGAGUGGCUGGAAACAUUACCCACUAUUGAUCCUAAUGAAGUAACCUAUAUUGACUAUGUAGAAGCGGGAAACAAGUUAGUGGCACAACUGCGAAGCGAGGGCUGUGAAAUUAUAAUCGCAUUAACACAUAUGAGAACGCCAAACGAUAUAAGAUUAGCGGCCAAUUGCGCUGGCAUAGAUUUAAUACUCGGCGGACAUGAUCACGUAUAUGAAAUACAAGAAGUAAAUGGGAUAAAAAUCAUAAAGUCAGGAACAGAUUUCCGUCAAUUCUCAAAAAUUACAAUACGGAAGGAACGCGAUGAGAAUGGAAAACUUAUGGCACAGAUUGAACCAGUGAAUGUUACAUCGGAUUUUGAUGAAGAUAGAGAGUUAAAAGAAGAAUUGGAAAAAUACUCAGAGGUUGUUGAAGCUAAAAUGACUGAAGUCCUCGGAAACUUCAGUGUGGAUUUGGAUGGGCGUUUCUCUUUCAUCCGCACACAGGAAACCAAUUUAGGCAAUUGGGUUUGCGAUGUCGUUUUGGCCGCUACAGGAGCGGACGUGGUCAUCAUCAACUCAGGUACUUUUCGUUCAGAUCAAAUACACCCACCGGGACCGUUUACAAUGCGUGAUUUGGUGAAUGUAAUACCAAUGCGGGACCCACUCAUACUGUUAGAGAUUACAGGAAAAUGCUUGUGGGAAGCUUUAGAGAAUGCUGUAUCAGCAUAUCCAAAGUUAGAAGGCAGAUUUCCUCAAGUUAGUGGUGUGACAUUUGCCUUCGACCCCACCAAACCACCAGGAAAACGUGUGGACCCACGGUUAAUACAGGUGGCAGAUGAGUCUAUCAAUCUGCAACAAAUGUACAAAACAUGUAUUAAAAGCUAUAUAUAUAACGGUUGUGAUGGUUUCACCAUGUUCAAGAAUGCUAAAAUUCUGGUUGAUGAGGAUCUCUGCCCUGAAUUAGGUCUUGCCAUACAAAACCAUUUCAAAGCUAUUAAUUUACGUAACGAAAAAAGCGAUCACCACACCAAACAUCGACAAUCUUUAGUCACGCUUUCUCGGCGGCACAGUAUGGUACAAAUGCUGGAAAAUCUGGAUUUAGAUGGGCCAUCGCCAAUAAGAAAGCUGUCUGUUGGACAUCAUGUAAAAUCGGUAGAUUCUUCCAACGUAAAAGCCUCCAAGAUGUUACGGCGAGCUUCUUUGGAGGAUUUAGAACAAGCAAGUUGCGAACUAGCUCCAAUUGUGCAACAAAGGAUUGUUCAAAUUCAGAGUGAAGAACACUUCAAUCAGUUAUUGUUGAGAAAUGAAACUUCUAUAACGAAUACUGUAAUUACCGAGACUGAAGACGAGUAAUGAACAUUUUUGAACCUCGGAUCUUAAUAAAAAACUAGUUCACUUAUGAGUACAA
This is a messenger RNA of Anastrepha obliqua, 2179 nucleotides long. Its product is annotated as mannosylglucosyl-3-phosphoglycerate phosphatase. NCBI's taxonomy places the organism in Eukaryota, Metazoa, Arthropoda, Insecta, Diptera, Tephritidae. The coding region runs from base 37 to 2124 and encodes 695 amino acids. The transcript is spliced from 8 exons. Gene Ontology annotation, biological process: nucleotide catabolic process. Gene Ontology annotation, molecular function: hydrolase activity. The record is from RefSeq and is a predicted model, not a curated record.